Diabrotica virgifera virgifera (western corn rootworm) is the source of this 4862-nucleotide messenger RNA. RefSeq names its product zinc finger protein 883-like. Gene Ontology annotation, cellular component: nucleus. NCBI's taxonomy places the organism in Eukaryota, Metazoa, Arthropoda, Insecta, Coleoptera, Chrysomelidae. Gene Ontology annotation, molecular function: RNA polymerase II transcription regulatory region sequence-specific DNA binding; DNA-binding transcription factor activity, RNA polymerase II-specific. The record is from RefSeq and is a predicted model, not a curated record. Gene Ontology annotation, biological process: regulation of transcription by RNA polymerase II. Bases 111 to 1703 code for a protein of 530 amino acids. The transcript has 3 exons.
AAAUGUCAAGUCAACUGUAUUUUGACAGCUGGGCUGUUGUGUGUUGUGUUUAUUAAUUUAUAUUAAAAAUCAAUAUAGGAAUAUAAAACGUUAUAAUAGUAAUAUAAAUAAUGGAUUCAGACCUACUUCCCCUAGAAGAAAUUAGAAUAAAGGAAGAACCAGAUUACUUUGAUCCAAGUAUAGACUGGAAUGAAAACAAUCCUUGUGAUACUCUUAUAAAGGUUGAAUUAUUGGAAACCGACGGUAGUUCUAAAAAUUGGGUGUGUAAAGAAUGUAAUUGUGUAUUUAUAAACGAGCAUGAAUUAAACAUACACAAAAUGAUACAUUCUUCAGACCAUACUUGUUUUAUAUGCAAAGAAUUUGUCAGAAACAGAUUCCAGUUUGUGGGUCAUGUUAGAAAGCAUAUGUGUGCGAAGCCUUUUAAAUGCCCUAGCUGUGUUAGGUCGUUCCCUAGCCCUAGGGAAACCAAACUACAUCAAAGGGUGCAUAGUGAUGAUAGACCCUUUAUGUGUACGGAAUGUGGCAAAGCUUUCAAACAGAUUUCUACCUUGAAAGAUCAUGAAGUGGUGCAUACGGGAGAGAAGAAAUUUAAGUGUAAGAUCUGCGAAGGAGCAUUUGCAACAGCAACAAGUUUACGAAGGCACAUCCAUGUGAUGCAUGAAACAGUCCGUUCCUAUCCCUGCAGAUAUUGUAGAGAAAGUUUUACUAGUCAACAAGCCCGAGAGCAACACACAGCAAUACACAAAGACAUCGAUCCAUUGAAGUGCACUACUUGUGGAGAGAAAUUAGCUGAUUUGGAAGAGUUCACGCUACAUAGGAAUAAGCAUUUAGAUGUGAAGGCUUCUGGCACUUGCGAAUAUUGUGGAAAUAAGACGUUUUAUUUUGGUUUGAAGGAGCAUAUUGAAAAAACUCAUCAGCCUAGGUCCUGUGAAAUCUGCAGUUUGAUCUUCUACGACGAAAAAUCCAUGGAGAACCACCAAAAGAGUCAUUUGGAGGAAGCAGUCAAGGAAGGUUACGCGUGUCAGGAAUGCGGAAAGAUAUUCGAGUUCCCUCGAUACCUAAAAGCCCACAUGAAACGUCACGAACAGGACUACAAGAAGUAUAAAUGCGAUCUCUGUCAGAAGUUCUUCUGUUCGAAAAGAGACCUCCAAAAUCACCUCAACGUUCAUGCGAACAUCAAAAACUUCGCCUGUGAAAUUUGCAAUAAGCCCUUCAGGACGAAGGAGAGCGUUAGGAAGCAUAUGCCUAUACACUCGGAAAAACGACCCUUCGAGUGCCCCCUGUGUGAUAAACGAUUCAAGAAACAGUCCAUUCUUCGAAAACACUCCUUCACCCACUCAAAAGUCCGUCAAUUCGCGUGUGAUCUGUGCGACAAAACCUACAAAACCAAGGAAUCCUUGAGGGUACACAAGAUAGCUCAUCACCAAAGAAGAACGAAAAAAUGUAAAGUUUGUAAAAAGAUGUUCCAGUUCGAGUCUAUGUAUAAACAGCACGAUUGCGUCACUAGGUAUCGGUUUGACAUUUGUAAACGACGGUGUAACGUCUGUAAACGAUUUUGUAGGACUGUUACGACGUACGUGCGUCAUCUAAAAGGACAUUUAAGGGAACGGUUGUUCCAGUGUAACAUUUGCAAGGAACCUGUACGAAACCAGUACCAAGUUAAGCUGCAUAAGAUUAGACAUAGGAACGAGAAAAAAGUGUAAAGGUGCCCCUGUGCAUCACUUAGGUACAAUUGAAUGUGUGGACUCUGUAAGUAUUGUAAUCGAAGAAAAUAUUGUAUAUAUUAGUAUUUAUUAAUUUCUCAAAAAAGUAUGUAGCAUUUUUAAAAUGUUAAAUAUAAAAGAGUAGAUAGAUAAUUUGAAGUGUAAUUGACAUUUUGUGAAUAUAAAAGUUAUAAAGAAAGCUCGAAUUUAUAGGAACAAAAAUGAAGAAAAAGAAGAAGAAAAAGAUGUCUGUGCAGGCAAAGUUUUUUAAACAAAAAAAGAAUGUGUGUGUACUUUGUACGCACGUAAGAAGUUAUACUUCUAUUAUAUGAUUCCAACGAAAUUAAUAUGUACUUUAAACAGUUUAUUUAUAUUUUAUUUGAAUAUUAAACUAAUUUUAAUACUUACUACUUUCCAAAAAUUUUUAUUAAACAAUACCAAAAAUUAAAAAAAUAAAAGAAUAAAACACACACAAAACACAUUGAAAAAUGCCACAAAGAAAUGAUUUCUGAACAAUAAUUGUUGGCAAAAAUUUUAACUAAAAAAAAAUAAAAACUUGCAUUGGGAUUCCAACCCGCGUUUAUUCGGGUGCUUAGGAUUUGAAGUCGAAGGCUCUACUCAUUUAGCCACUUACACGUACCUUUCAUGUGCGAAGAUAGGCCAACUGAACGUUUUACUGUUUGACAGUUCUGAAUUUAAUCAAAUUAGUUUGAUUUUUGUGGAAUUAAAAUAUUAAAAUACAACAAAACAUAGAGUAAGAAAACAAUAUAUUAGAUAAAGAUUGGUAGAAAUUUUGUUGGUAAUCAAUUUACCUAUGUAAAUCAAAGAAUUACCUACUAGAUAGGUACAUACAUUUUCCAAAUAGGUAAGUACCUAUGUAAUUUUUUAUUACGAUUUUGAAAUAUUUACAAUAAUUACGUACCUGUUGCUUUUAAAAACUAUUUAAAAAGUCACUACAAUUAUAAACUUGCUUUUUUCUAUGUUUUCACAACAAUAAAAACUAAUAUACACAAGAUUUGUUUACCCAUAACCGACAUAUUGAACAAUUGUUGACAAGUCAUUGUAAUUACCCAAUCAGAGUCCAUAUAACGUUUGAGCUGCGCUCAGAACCAAGACUUUUGAUGAAUUCGCUCACAUAUAAAUUUACUCCCAACACGCCUAAAGAAGUAUAACUUCUUAGUUAUACUUCGUAACAUAUAUAGCCUAUAUUGGCAAAUAACUUAUUAUUUGUUAUACAAAGUAAAUAAUUAUCUUAAUAUUAACUUAACACAAAUAUACAUAUCUUCUUCUACCUUGCGGUUUCUAGUUUUGUCCCUGUUUUGGGAUUCUGUCUUCAUGCAUUCUUUGUACGUGACCAAACCAUCGUAGUUGUAUUUCGCUGAUUUCGUCAUGUAUUGUAUGUGUGACCUUCAUUAUUUCUCGUAUCCUUUCUUUGGUGACAUGUUCUCUUCUUGAUCUUCCUGCAGCUCUUCUCCAGAAAUCCAUUUCGGUGACUUCUAACAUUCGUUUUGAUUUUUCCUUCAUAGGCCAUACUUCGCAGCUUUAUGUUAUAAUGCUUUUCAUUACGGCGUUAUAGAUCUUUUUCUUGUUUUGGUUGAUUAUCUGCUUGUCCCAGAGUACUGAAUUUAGGAGCGUAAUUGCUUUCCUGCUCUGAGUAUUUCGUUCUUUAAUGGCUCCGUCCAGUGUUCCAUCAUUCGUGAUUUUCAUACCCAGGUAUUUAUAUUCGUCACAUUUAUGAUUGUUUCUCGUCCUUGUAGUAUCAAAUCCUACUGCGUUCCACCGAUAUUCAUAUAUGUAUUUGGUUUUUCCUAUGUUGAUCUCUAGUCCCCAUUUCCUAUAUUCCUCUAUUAGCUUUCUUGUCAUGUAACAGAUAUCAUCGCAGUCUUGUGCUAUUAGUAUUUGGUCGUCUGCGAAACAAAGAGUAUAUAGUGUAUGGUCAUUUAGUGGGAGUCCCAUGUUCUUGCAUUUCCAUUUCCAAUUUUUAAGAGCUUAUUCCAAAUAUAUUUUAAAAAGUGUUUUCCUAAACCUAUUUAAUAUGUUAUAGCCUUAUUCUUUAAAAAUAUCGCUCUAAUAAUAUUGUUGCCAUACAGGUAAAUUGUCAUUGUGUACCGACUGUACCAAUUAAACUGUUUUUUUUUUUCAAAGUUCACCACACCCUGUGGAAUAUUCUAGCAUUUAUAAAAUACUGAAAAUAAAAUCCAACUAUAGCCUCAGGUUUUCUUAACAUUCUGUUUUUUUAUUCAAUCGCUUAUGUUGGAUAAUAAUAAAAAGUUAGGUACUUUAACAACUAGACAUGUUUUUUAUCAAUACAUCGUGUGCGACAAACUUUAAGGGGUAAUUUUGGAUGAAAAAGAAAUGACAGUUUCGUUUCUGAGAUACGGGGUGUUGAAAUUUUGAAAUUUUUGAAGGUUUUCUUACAAACUGACGAUUUAUUUAUUGCUCUAAAACCUGUUGAGAUAUGCAAAUGAAAUUUGGUGGAUGUUAAGAGGUAGUUAUUGCGCAUUUUUUGACAUACAAUUAAAAAUUUUAUAUUCACCAUUGGCGUGCAUACGGGUAAUAAUUUUACACACUAUUAAUUUUUUUUGAGAGCAUACACCUGUUUUUUAGUUUGGCCUACAUUUAAAAAAAGGCACAAAUAGGCGUAAUUUACGAAAAAAAAAGGAAAAAUGCAAAAAACACCUAGAGUAUGCAAAAAAAAUUUUGCCUAUAAUCCGAGCUUUAGUUAUAAAAAUUAUUUAUGAUUGUUAAUUUCGGUACACGGUAGAUAUUUUAGUACGAAAAAGGGUAAUAUUGUUAUGUUGUUCUGUGUAUUCAGCGAUUAAAUGAAGCACAACUUGGUUUAACUAACUCUAUUUAUCUCAAAAACUCUCUCAAUCCCCAUAUUAUCACUAAUUACAUUACUCCUAAAUGUUAAGGCUAUUAGCUAUCAGAUGCCUUAGUUGUCUUUUACAUAAAUAUAUAUCGAAUUUCUUAUAAAGACUAAAAUUACUACUGUUACCGUGAUAUACGUAAAUGUGUAAUUGAAAUAGGACUGAUUUUUUGUUUUUGUAAUUUAAAGUUUAUAUUUGUUUUUAUUUGUAUAAUUUUGUUCUAAUAUUAAAGAUUAAAGUAAUAUUUUUCAAAUUGUAAAAUAAAAGUUGGUGUAUGAUUUUUAUAUAA